GAGCACAGGUAGGCAAUGUUAUAACGUUCCCUCUAGCAGGUCUACUCUGUAAAUACGGGUUUGCUGGUGGUUGGCCAUCUAUAUUUUAUGUAUUAGGAAUAUUAAGUUUUGUUUGGUUUGUUCUGUGGAUGUUUUUUGUGAGCGAUACCCCAUCUCAACAUAAGAGAAUAACCAAAGCUGAGAGAAAUUACAUUAAACAUGCCCUGAAAGAUAGCGUUAACUCAGAUGGUGAUAAGAAGUUAGAUGUUCCAUGGAAGGGCAUGGCCCUAUCAAUGCCUGUGAUAGCCAUUUUGGUAGCUAACAUUACCACUGACUGGGGAACAUAUACUUUGUUAACUAGUAUACCAACAUAUAUGAAUGAAGUGUUAAAACUAGACAUAUCUGCUAAUGGUUUGUUUUCUGCGUUACCGUACAUAGUGUUUUGGGCCAUGAUAAAUGUGUCAGGCUGGAUUGCUGAUUUUAUAAUGUCUAAAGGCUGUUGUUCUAUAACCAUCGCAAGAAAGGCUUUUACCAUCACAGGAAUGUUGUUGCCAGCUGCUCUACUGAUAUGUCUAGGUUACGUGGAUUGUACCCAGCCUGGUUUUGCUAUUGCCCUGCUGGUUCUUGGCGUGGCAACAACCGGGUUCCAGUACAGCGGAUGGAUUGUAAACCACAUGGACAUUGCUCCAGCGUUUGCGGGAAUAUUGUUUGGUAUCACAAACUCUAUUGCAGCUGUGACGGGAUUUUUAUCACCAUAUGUUGUUGGCGUGAUAACUGAGACCAAAGAUGCUUCUGCAGAGGACCAGUCUCGGGAACAGUGGCAAAUAGUGUUCUAUAUAGCUGGUGGAUUCUAUAUUUUUGGUUCGGUAUUCUAUGGAAUAUUUGCCUCGGGAGAAAUGCAACCGUGGGCGAGGGACGACGUAAUUGCAGUCGCUGCGGAAGAGCUGUUGCAGGGGACAGAGCUGCAGGUGAAGGUCACAGAUGAUAAAAGAAAUGGAGUAGAAGAAAAACAUCUUUGAUGACGAUAAAGAUAUAGGUAGAAAAAUGAUGUGAUGUCUCAAGUUUGGAGUUGAUAAAUAUCAAAACAUUAAAUAAGAUAUAGCUUUGAAAAAAAUCAAUUAGCAUCUUUAUAUGAUAGGGUAUUAUCUCAAUUCUUACUUAAUAUAUAAAAGAAUAAAAACAGACCUCCGUU
Ruditapes philippinarum (Manila clam) is the source of this 1171-nucleotide messenger RNA. RefSeq lists its product as uncharacterized. Gene Ontology annotation, molecular function: transmembrane transporter activity. Gene Ontology annotation, biological process: monoatomic anion transport; transmembrane transport. Lineage: Eukaryota; Metazoa; Mollusca; Bivalvia; Venerida; Veneridae. The transcript has 7 exons. The annotation marks the transcript as partial. The record is from RefSeq and is a predicted model, not a curated record.